UGUGGGUAUAUUAGAGUGUAGCACUUCAUGGUAAUGUAUAUUGAGGGAUUUGGAGUGGUGGCUCAAGAGCCACCUCUGUGGAUGCUCUAACAUAUCUCUCUCUGAGUGUGUGUAUUUCUCUCCCCAACAAAAACAUCUUUCCUGGGAUCUUUCACCAUCUCUUUCAGAUGUCAGGUGCCGAGAAGAUAAAUAAAGGACUUCAGUUCAUUGAAGAUUUCACUUCAAACGCUGAUGAAAUUCAAAGGAAGGUUCUUGAAGAGAUACUCUCUCACAAUGCCGAAGUUGAGUACCUGCAGAGACAUGGCCUUGAAGGCCGCACAGACCGUGAGACUUUCAAGAAAGUCAUUCCUAUGAUCACCUAUGAAGAUAUAAAACAUGACAUCGACCGUAUCGUCAAUGGUGAUGCCUCACCACUUCUCUGCUCAAAUCCUAUUUCAGAGUUAUUGACAAGUUCUGGAACUUCAGGUGGUGAGAGAAAGUUGAUCCCAUUGACUGAAGAAGAUCGGCAGAGGAGGAUCCGGCUAAGCAGCCUGGUAGUAAAGCCUGUGAUGAGCCAGUUUAUGCCUGGUCUUGAGAAAGGCAAAGGAAUGUACUUUUUGUUCAUAAAAUCGGAGAGUAAGACAGCCGGUGGUCUUGUGGCUCGCCCUGCUUUGGCUAGCUAUUACAAAAGUCUACUUUUUAAGGAUAGACCUUAUGACCCUUAUACAAACUACACUAGCCCAAAUGAAACCAUUCUCUGCCCUGACUCUUACCAGAGCAUGUACUCGCAAAUGCUUUGUGGCCUCUGCCAACACAAGGAAGUCCUUAGAGUUGGUACUGCUUUCGCCUCUGGAUUCAUUCAGGCAAUUCAAUUUCUUCGAAAACAUUGGCCGCUCCUUUGCAGUGAUAUCAGAACUGGCAUAAUUAACCCCCAAAUCACCGAUCCAUCGGUCCGGGAAGCUGUGAUGAAAAUUCUCAAACCUGACCCUAAACUCGCUGAUUUCAUUGAGGCUGAGUGUGGUAAGGAUUCUUGGCAAGGGAUCAUCAAAAAAUUGUGGCCUAAUACCAAAUAUAUUGAUGUUAUAGUGACUGGCACUAUGUCACAGUACAUCCCAACACUUGAUUACUACAGCCAUGGCCUCCCACUUGUGUGCACCCAGUAUGCUUCCUCUGAGUGCUACUUCGGUGUCAACCUUAACCCUCUCUGUGACCCAAGUGAAGUCUCUUAUACCCUCAUCCCCAACAUGGCCUAUUUUGAAUUCUUGCAUGUCGAUAGAAGCAAUGGCGUCACUAAUUCAAUUUCCAUGCCCCAAAUUCUUAAUGAGAAGGAGCAACAAGAACUUGUUGAUCUGGUUGAUGUCAAGCUUGGACAGGAGUAUGAGCUUGUUGUCACCACUUAUGCUGGGCUGUAUCGCUACAGAGUUGGUGAUGUGCUGAGAGUGGCAGGCUUCAAGAACCAGGCCCCGCAAUUCAAUUUCAUAUGCAGGAAGAAUGUGGUUCUUAGCAUUGAUUCAGACAAGACUGAUGAGGUUGAGCUGCAAAAUGCUGUGAAUAAUGCAGUGACCAAUUUGUUCCCAUUUGAUGCGACACUAGCUGAGUACACUAGUUAUGCGGAUACCACUACAUUCCCAGGUCACUAUGUGCUAUAUUGGGAACUUACCCUCAAUGGCUCAACUCCAAUUCCACCAUCAGUGUUUGAGGAUUGCUGCUUGACCAUUGAAGAGUCACUGAACAGUGUGUAUCGACAAGGGCGUGUGUCGUUUAAGUCAAUUGGGCCAUUAGAGAUCAAGAUUGUUGAACCAGGGACAUUUGAUAAGCUCAUGGACUAUGCAAUCAGCUUAGGUUCAUCAAUAAAUCAAUACAAGACACCUAGAUGUGUGAAAUUUGCACCCAUUGUGGAGCUCUUGAAUUCUAGGGCUGUGUCAAGCUAUUUCAGUCCAAAAUGUCCCAAAUGGGUCCCGGGCCACAGGCAAUGGAGCAACAAGAAGGAAUAGGUCUCCCAUGUAGUAGGUUUGAAGAACUGCAAGGUCAAGCACUAACCUUUUACCCUUGAAGCUUCAACCACCACCUUGCGGUGUGCGGUUCUGUACUCAGUCUUGAACUUAUAAUUUUCCAAUGUGAAAUUGGUUUCCCUACUUUAUGUGGGUACCUUAGAGAUUAAUUUCUCAUUCAUUCCAUAUCGGUUUUUGCAAUGUAAAUAUACCACGUUCAUCUAC
This is a messenger RNA of Tripterygium wilfordii, 2195 nucleotides long. Its product is annotated as indole-3-acetic acid-amido synthetase GH3.6-like. Gene Ontology annotation, cellular component: cytoplasm. The record is from RefSeq and is a predicted model, not a curated record. Gene Ontology annotation, molecular function: indole-3-acetic acid amido synthetase activity. NCBI's taxonomy places the organism in Eukaryota, Viridiplantae, Streptophyta, Magnoliopsida, Celastrales, Celastraceae. The transcript is spliced from 3 exons. Bases 168 to 1973 code for a protein of 601 amino acids.